Molecule: messenger RNA, 264 nt
Organism: Dovyalis caffra
Lineage: Eukaryota; Viridiplantae; Streptophyta; Magnoliopsida; Malpighiales; Salicaceae
Source: the annotation of a GenBank genome assembly
AUGCUAUCUCAGAAAAAGCGACGUGUUGCUGAAUCCUCCAUUGAUUUCCGAGGGAUCACUUUGUAUAAUGGGGAAAUCACUCUUCAACCCCACAUUGCCUCAAAGCUCAAAGAUUUCUCAGACUCUUAUCUCCCAAAGAAUAUUCCAUUCUCUAGGACUCCAAACUAUGAAAUCCAAGCAUCUUACAACUACACCUUUGCCAAAACUCCAUGGAAAGAAUACCGCAGUAGUGGCCUUCGGAUUAAUUGGUUGCCCAUUUUGUGA